This is a messenger RNA of Labrus mixtus (cuckoo wrasse), 2450 nucleotides long. RefSeq names its product protein NDRG3-like. The record is from RefSeq and is a predicted model, not a curated record. The transcript has 17 exons. Gene Ontology annotation, cellular component: cytoplasm. Gene Ontology annotation, biological process: signal transduction. Bases 546 to 1700 code for a protein of 384 amino acids. NCBI's taxonomy places the organism in Eukaryota, Metazoa, Chordata, Actinopteri, Labriformes, Labridae.
CACACACACACACACACACACACACACACACACACACACACACACACACACAGAUAACUGAAUGGCCUCCUGCCAAACACAGAUCACUGGCUGUUUCCAUUAGAUCCACACAGUUAGAAAACACAGUUUGACACACAGGCGUCCUGACAAACCGUUACACCUCGCCCACCUGUCAAUCAGGUCAGCUACACGCCUUAUUGUGAAUAACUCUUAUCCUUCAUCAAAUCAAAACUGAUGAGUCAUCAAAACAUUCACCCCCCGUACAGUGUGUGUCCAUCGAGACAUGAGCUAAUCACACCUAUUUGGUUUUUUGAACCAGGCUGUAAACAUGUUAAUCUCUGCUGUAAAAACAGGCUUUUUAGAAUGGGUGUGUAUGUGACUUCCUGUGCUUCUGCAGCCAGCCUCUAGUGGACACUCCAGGAACUGCAGGAUGUUACUCUUCCACAUCAACAUUAUGUGUAAACACUGGAGGUUUCUGCUUGGUGUAAACAUGUUCUGCUCCCCAUAAGGUGUUUCUUCAGGUUGAUUGACAGCUAAGUGGCCCUAUGAUGGAGGAGCUUCACGACGUCCAGCUGACUGAGAUCAAACCACUCCUAACUGGACAGAAUGGGAGGAAUCUGCAGGACUUUGACUGUCAGGAGCACGAUGUGGAGACGGCCCACGGUGUGCUGCACGUCACCAUGAGGGGGGUUGCUAAGGGCAACCGACCAACAAUUCUCACUUACCAUGACAUCGGACUGAACCAUAAGUCUUGCUUUAACAGCCUGUUUAACUAUGAGGACAUGCAGGAAGUGACGCAGCAUUUCUCCGUUCUGCAUGUUGAUGCUCCUGGACAGCAGGAGAAUGCUCCUGUGUUCCCGGCCGGGUACCAGUACCCCACCAUGGAUGAGCUUGCUGAGAUGCUGCCGCCCGUCCUGACGCAGCUUCAGGUGAAGAGUGUGAUUGGUAUCGGCGUUGGGGCUGGAGCUUACAUCCUCACCAAACUGGCUCUGAAUGAACCCAGUCUGGUGGAGGGUUUGGUUCUGAUCAAUGUUGACCCCUGUGCCAAAGGCUGGGUGGACUGGGCUGCCUCUAAGCUGAGCGGAUGGACGAGCAACCUGGUGGACACAAUAAUGGGACAUCACUUCAGCCCUGAAGAGUUAACAGACAAUAUGGAGAUCAUCCAGACGUACAGGCUCCACAUCUCUCAGGAUAUACCACAGGAUAACUUGGCCAUGUUGUACAGCAGCUACGACAGUCGUGCUGAGUUGCAGAUGGUGCGGCCCCUCCCUGGUCUUAAUGAAAACACAGUCAACACACUCAGGUGUCCUUCUCUGCUGGUGGUUGGAGACAUGUCGCCUGCUGUUGAUGUCGUGGUGGAGUGUAAUUCCAGACUGAACCCCACCAAGACCACCCUGCUCAAGAUGGCAGACUGUGGAGGACUUCCUCAGGUGGUGCAGCCUGGAAAACUAGCUGAGGCCUUCAAGUACUUUGUGCAGGGGAUGGGCUACAUCCCUCAUGUUCUAUCAAACCGUCUGAGCAGCCAAUCAGUGCCCACAGCUGGUAUGACCCGGCUGGUCCGCUCCAGGACUCACUCUGCCUCCAGUGUGGGCUCCACAGACGGACUCCGGGCUCGUAAUGCCAACAACUCACAGGCAGAGGGCGCUACCUCCAGCGGGCCUGAACUCACAGAAGCUCUGAGCAUCCAGAUGACUGCGUAGGACGUUUCCUGCUCUCUUCUUUCCCUCUCUCUCCUCCUCUGAUGCUCGGUGCACUGGAACUUUCCAAACAGUUGUGGUGGAGACUUAACUCUACAUGCUUCUUUCUCUUCCUCCUUUCAAUGCUUUGUAUUCUAUUGUUUUUCUUUUCUUCUGAGCAGUGGUGAUAGAUGUAAUGAAGUGUAAAGGUUCAGAAUGACCUCCCCCUCUCAUCCUCAUGCCUCCACACCUUUCAUUGAAGAGGUUGUUGAUUUAAAGAGGAACAUGUAAAGUUGGAGAAUAUUCCCUCUGUCUUCAGCGUUCCUGAUCUUUUGAUUCUUGGUUUUAGCAUGCUAGCUGUUCAGUGUCUCUUCUGGUGACUUUCUGAGAUGUUGUUCGGCUGUAAAUCUCUCUUCUCUUCAUCUCAGACACUUUUAUGUCUCAGAUCAGUUUCUUUUGAUAUUGUCGGGCAGGUGAAGAGAGACAGGAAGUGUGGGGAGGAGAGAGAGCUGCUGCAAAGCGUCCGUAUAUGGGUGGUGCAACAGAACCACUAGGCCCAGUGGUGAAUGUUCUUCUUGGUGUGUUCUCACAUCAGCUCACUGUCCUGGGGGGGUGGGGGGGGGCCUUGACUUGAUAAAGGAGCAUCAUGCAGGGUUAGUCUUCAGUCUGUAACAGAGAUGUGUUUGUAGAUGUUCUUCUUCUCUCUAUUUAUUAACUGUUUGUUGUUUCAUGACUUCUGAUGUUAUUUAAUAAAGAUCGUUGGUUUGCCCUCAA